AUGUCGGGACGAUGUCUGGGGUAUUGUGCAUAUUUGGAGGGCUAUCUUAUUCGCGGUAUCAGUCUUAAAUACGUAUCGAUCUGGCGAAGUGAGGACUGGGUGAAGGAGGACGCGGCAACCGAGAUUUUUCGGAUUGUUAGCAACCAAGACUACAUUGUCACAUUGAAGGAUAGUUGUCAGUGUCAUGUCGAUCUUCACAGCACAUCGCAUUCGCAGUUGGAGGAAAUCGGAACCUGCCGUAAGUAUUCGAUGCUUUCCACACGAUCACUGCUCGGUAGAGUUGUACGACAAAAUGGAGUUUUUCGAUUCAACAGCACCCUUGUUAUAGCAGAGCACGAUGAAACCAAACUUGCACCGAUUACGCUUAAUGCCAUUUCUGCUGCUGGGAAGAUUUUGAAAUUUAGUUGUUUGAACUAUUCCAUUUUGUGGUGCAAUCGGGCCAAUUCGUUAAUGUUAAUUCAGCUCGGAAGCGAUGUGUCUGUCCUGGUGACCGGAGCAAACGCUUCAAAAGUCGCUGAGCAGGUUGCUAAGAUUGCGGGUGUGAAGAAAGUACUGGUUGCUCAAGAUGAUAAACUCAAGAAUAAUCUACCUGAACGCGUCGCACCUGUUGUACUAGCCUCACACAACCAGUUCAAAUUUUCAUCCAUUAUUGCUGGCGCAUCCGCUUUCGGCCGAGGUAUUAUACCGAGAGUUGCAGCGAAACUCGACUGCUCACCCAUCAGUGAAGUUAUCCAGAUUCACUCAGCCGAUACAUUCACACGAACGCAGUAUGCUGGAAAUGCAGUAACGAAGAUCCAGAGUACAGCUCCAGUUAAAGUGAUGACGUGCAGAGGCACAUCUUUCCCACCAGCUGAAGAAGGAGGAAGCGGUGUCGUCGAGAAUGCUCCUGCUGCUGAUGUUAAGACAGACCUCUCCGAGUUUAUCAGUCAGGAGCUUAGCAAGUCAGAACGACCUGAUCUUGCCACAGCUAAAAUUGUCGUCUCGGGUGGUCGAGGAGUGAAGAGCGCUGAGAAUUUCAAGCUUAUCUACGACCUCGCCGACAAACUUGGUGCUGGAGUUGGUGCAUCGCGUGCUGCUGUUGAUGCUGGCUUUGUUCACAACGACAUGCAAGUUGGACAAACAGGAAAGAUUGUCGCUCCUGAGUUGUACAUUGCGAUCGGUAUCUCUGGUGCAAUUCAACAUCUGGCUGGAAUGAAGGAUAGCAAGGUUAUCGUUGCCAUCAAUAAGGACCCUGAUGCACCGAUCUUCCAGGUUUUUGUUGAUCUCUCCAUUCUUGAAAUGGACGUGGGCGAAAAAACAGCUAUCAGUAGAAGCGAGGAUGAACGGGAAGCGAAGAUGAACGAUCUCGGUCUCACUCCGGAAUUAAUAGAAGAAAUUCGAUCAACGAAACAACGCAAUCCAGGAAUGUUUGUUUCCGCAUGGCAAGAGGACGACCAAGGUAUAAUAGAGGGUAAUCUUAGCGAUGCAAAAGAAAAGUUUUUGAAAGAAGCUGAGAAUGGAAACACGGACGCUCUGAAGUCUAUGCUCGAGGACGAUCCCCAACUUUUGUCGUGUUCUGAUGAUGACGGCUACACGGCGUUACAUCGAGCGGCAUACAACAAUCACCUGGAGACUGUUGCAUUUCUACUGGAUCGCGGUUCUGAUGCAGAAGCGAGGACUAAACAGGGUUGGACGCCUCUUCACUCAGCUGCCAAUUGGGGAAAUUAUGAAGUGAUUGGACGGUUAAUUUCUCAUGGUGUUGAUGUGAAUGCCCGUUCUAAUGGAAACGUAACGGCCCUUCACUUAGCCAUCAACAGUCAAUGUGAAAACGCCGAGAACGUCUUCCAUAGCGUUCGAUACCUUCUUCAAGCUCCAGGCAUAGAUAUAGGCGUAGCUAGCGGUGCCGGUGAUACUCCAGUGGAACUCGCUCGACGGACGUCUCCCAUGCUUUACAUGCUUAUAACUGACCAUUUGAAUCGAUAA
This is a messenger RNA of Haemonchus placei, 1962 nucleotides long. Lineage: Eukaryota; Metazoa; Nematoda; Chromadorea; Rhabditida; Trichostrongylidae. The record is from the annotation of a GenBank genome assembly.